CUUUAAAGUGUGUUCUUUUUUUGUUUCCUAUUUAUAUGUUACACUAAGAGUGUUCAGGACUUUUUUGUCUUGUCUAAAUGGUUGUCUAAAAUGUUUUGACUUCAAUCAACCAAUCCAUUCAGUCUAUAGCAACCCUGGUUUAGCAGUGGACCUAAGGUACGUCGAUGUUAUGACUGACAAAGGUUAUGUACUUUUUUCAAGCCCGGACAAAGGCUAAUAUUAUCUAUCGAAUAGGUACAUGUUGGAUUAUAAAAGAGCGGUCAUUGAGCUGACUGAAUACCAUUAUUAUACCCACGAUUCAUAAGUUCGUGAGUUAAUUUUAAAAUUCAAUUUCUAUUUCAUAUGCUUGUCAAAAACUCCCAGUUCAGUUUGAAUAUUAAUAGCUACUUUUAGAAUAAUUGGUAUAUCGCUCUAACGUCCUGACCUUCUGAGUCAAAAUACGUGACUUAUCACCACGUCAAUUACGUCAACUUCAAGUUGUCGCACGCUGCGGUUAAAUAUCGCGGAAUCGCCGAGUGACGGAGGCCUACGGUAUUUUGCCAACCGCAUAAUAGGUACCUGUAUCCUUCCCAUCGUACGCCCAUUUGCGCCUCCGCGCGCUAAAAAGGUAAAUGAUUUGUUUCUAUUGGUUCCAUACAAACAAAUCGCUUCAAAUCCUCAUACACAUAUCUGGUACAAACACAACCUCAUAUAGGUAUCUAAACUCGAAACAAUUCAGCACUAGUAAAGUUAUUUCCUGUACUUUAUUCGAAUAUCAUUAACCAAAAUCAUGUAUUAUUUUAGGCAGCGGGCGGAAAUAUGUCCAUGGUUUCAACACUAUUGUCAAUCAGAUAUACAUCGACAGAAAGUUUACAUUUUGGUAACAAUGAAUGUUAUUAUCAUGCUGCGAUAUUUUGUGUCAAUUCUAACUAACUAUGUGACUACACCUCGUAUUGUAGCUUAGCAGGCGUAGAUAGGCUCGCGUGUCAAUACGUUUGACAAUGGUGCGAGGAUUAAACGUAUGGUCGGUUACUUCAACACGGAGUGUUUUCUUAACAACAAGUGCCUACAUGUUGUGGUAUUAAUAAUCUAAAAGGCUAUAUAGGGAUGUAGAUAGCAAUUUAAUUAAUCUUUUUUUAAUAGUGAAUUGAGUGUUUGUAAUAUAAGUUGUAAUGAGAAAAAAGGAUAUUAUUAUCUACCUUAUUUAAAAUGAUUGUUUCUAAAAAACUUUUUGUGAAAGUUGGAUUAAUAGUUGUAUUAUUCCUAUGUGCUUUAAUGAUAUUUAGUCCAAACAUUUACAAUAUUCCGAUUCUAAGGCAUCCGGCUUUCAGCGACUUGGAUAGAAGGGAGUUUGGUCUAAAAGUACAUGUUUCUACUGUUGAGGCCUUCUAUAGGAAUCGUGAGUCUUGGCCUCACUCAAAGUUAGGAGGAAUACUGUUUAGCAAUGAGCCAACGCCGCACCCAAAUCUUAAUGAGAAUAGGACAUACCUUAUUCUAAUUUGGAAACAUUGGCAGUGGCUCAUGAACCGGCAUGUCUUUAACUUUGGCAAAGCGAGUAAUGACAACAUUUUAAGUUACUGCAGUGUGAAGAAUUGUCAAUUUACUGGUGAAGAUAAAUUGAUAGACACAGCUGAUGCAGUCGUUGUACAUUUACAAAAGGGUGUAAUACCAACAGUCGAAAAUAGAAUUGCACAUCAAAGAUGGAUUUUUCUAAGCGACGAGUCCCCAAUAAAUACAUUUUCAGUGUCAAAAUCAAUACGGAGUUUUGAAGUUUUGAAAGACAUUUUUAAUUGGUCUAUGACAUACAGGAGUGAUACUGACGUACCGGUGCCGUACGGUCGCACUGUUGCUCUAGAAGAACCAAUCAUGGAGUCCUUUAGUGUAAGCGACAUACCUUCGCUUAUUCCAUUCUGGGAGACCAAGCAAAAAGAUGUUUCUGCAACUAUUCUGAUGUCGAACUGCCAGUCUAAAGCAAGAAAUGCGAUUUUAAAAGAAUUGAGGAAGCAUAUGAAAGUCGACGUUUACGGAGCGUGUUCGGAUGUACCCGAAAACAGAAACCGCUGUCCUGGUCACUUCAAGGAGGACUGUGAACCAAUAUCAUCAUACCUAUUUUACUUAGCUCUAGAAAACUCAAACUGCUUUCAAUACCUUACCGAGAAAGUGUUUUUCCACGCUUACUCAAAAGGAGCAGUUCCUGUUAUCUUUGGUCCGUCAAAAGAAGAUUGUGAGACCCUGCUGCCCCCGAAUUCAUACAUUUAUAUUGAGAAAAAGAAGGACGCAGAACAAGUAGCGAAAGAUAUUCUUAUGCUAACAGAAGAUUUAGAUUUGUACCUAUCAUUGCACUUAUGGAGAAACAAUUUUAAAGUGGUUAACGAACAUGGAUUCUUCGGAACUAAGUCCCAUCAUUUAUGUCGUCUAUGCGAAGCUUUGAAUUUUAAUGACGAGUCAAAGAAAAUAUACAGAAAGGAAGAUCUCGCUUGGUAUUUGAACCCAUCAUUGACAUGUAAGAAGGUUAAUUAAAACCUGUAAUUUAACAUAGAGGUUUUUAACCCUUUCGUUGUAUUAGAUUAUUCUAUUUUCGUAUUGUGUAAACAGAGAAGACUUUGAAGUUCUUAAAGACAAACGGAUAUUUCUGUUCUCCAACAUUUAGCGGAGUCCGCAAAUCAUUUCGUGGAGUUUUGAAAGUUCCCUCCGGGGAUUUUCCUGGAGAAAUAUAAAUCCACUGUUCAUUGAGUAAUAAAUUUCAUCGCAUUGUUAUUCACGGAGAGACUGGUCCCUUUGAAUUAUGAUACAAGUUUGUUUUUAUUACUUACAUUGUUGAAGGUGUUAAAAAAAGACUCGUCAAGACUAGGCUUGAUUAUUUUUUGUUGUAAAAAUUUAAGGAAACUGUCAUACAUUUAAUUAAAGCUUUAGUAUUUUAACAAGUUACGGGAGAUAAAAAUAUCAAGUGCCAAAAUAACAGUAAACAAGAGACGAUUUGGCUUAAACAUGCUAUUUGCUAAGUGAGACUGCAGAGCGUGUGUCGACAAAUAUUACUGGAGAUACAACAGUUACAAAGUACAUAGUUUGGCUAAUCCCUAGAGGAAACGACAGCCAUGUUAAGCCGUUGUGAAAACUUCUCGUAGUAUUAAGCAGCUACGGUACAACAUUAAUUGUUUUAAGAAAUACGCGCUGCUCAUAAAUGGCUUAAAGAGUGUUUUAUUUUAGUGCCGGGCUUAAACAAAGAUUUUAAUGCCCAGUUACGACGCUCUUAGUUAAUGUGAUUGGUAGUUGUUAUUACAGGAAUAAGUAUAUCAAAAAAAUAAAUUGUUUGAAAUA
This is a messenger RNA of Trichoplusia ni (cabbage looper), 3297 nucleotides long. Its product is annotated as alpha-(1,3)-fucosyltransferase 9-like. The transcript is spliced from 5 exons. The record is from RefSeq and is a predicted model, not a curated record. NCBI's taxonomy places the organism in Eukaryota, Metazoa, Arthropoda, Insecta, Lepidoptera, Noctuidae. Gene Ontology annotation, cellular component: membrane. Gene Ontology annotation, molecular function: alpha-(1->3)-fucosyltransferase activity. Bases 1189 to 2499 code for a protein of 436 amino acids.